GACUUGGUCCCGCUUACUGCUUGUCCCAGGUACAGCGCUGAAAGAUUCUAGUAAGAACUAGCGACUUUCUUCUGCUCGGGUUAGCACGAGAUUCCGGCUAUCGAGUGCCACGCUGAGCAUCCGCGGAGAGAUAAUGCGCCGCGAGAUGUCGUUCUGUGCGCUUAUAGCUCGAUAUCCUGCAACAAUGACGGUGUGUUCUCAGCACGAACGACGUCCCCUGCUGCAGUCCUGAGAAACCCGGGAGCAUCUUGCCAACACCCAAGAUCUCUCCAACGCUCUUUUCGACAGAAACCUCUUCGGGACUAUACGCCGGGCAUGCCCUGCUUACCCCAUCAGCCUCGUACCACUGAACUCCUAUGAGCUCUAUCAUUGCAAAUUCUUUUUCACAAAUGGCGUCAACCCAGCCUACGUCUUCGGUACCUAUCCCGAACAUCGAUGACGUCCAUGCAAACUCGUCCCAAUCGAACCAUGAUCCUUUCAAAUACAGCCACGGACUCACUGGGGUUGACCUCCCGACGAACUAUCUUCUUGUUCAUAUCCUUAUUGGGACCGCUCUUGCCCCGGUACUCAUCUCAAUUCUGUUCCGCAUCUUUACUACUAUUCGGAAUGACAGACGUCGAGUUUCAACGAUAACGUCCGGUCAAGCUCUCAACUUUUGGGCCAAGGAUCGAUACGACUGGGUUGGCCAGCUCAAAAGAUAUCUCCUUUAUGCGCCAAUAUGGAGGAAGCGCCAUAAUCGCGAAUUUCGUAUCUCGAGCGCCGUCAGUCUGGCCACGCUUCCGACAAGGCUUCAACUCAUCAUAAUCAUCCUCUACGCAGGGAGCAAUGUGGCAUACUGUUUGGCCAUACCGGAGCAACCCGGAGCCCAACGGAUGGCUGAAUUCCGAGGUCGAUGCGGGCAUCUGGCCGCCUUCAACAUGAUUUUCACCGUUCUUUUCGCCCUCCGCAACAAUCCGUUCAUCUGGCUCCUUCACGUUAGCUAUGACACGUUCAAUAUGUUCCAUCGAUGGACAGCACGCAUUGUUUUCACAGAGGCUCUGGCGCACAUAUUCGCUUUCAUGUACAACACAUACCGCGUCAACUACGAUGGUCAGGGAGGAUGGGAUAGCAUCAGCUGGGUUCUAGACCAUUCGCUUUCAUAUCGGUGGGGCCUAGCCGCAUUUAUCGCACUCAGUAUCCUUAUAACCCAUUCGCUCGGGCCGCUCAGGCACGCCUUCUACGAAACUUUUCUUACUCUUCAUCGGCUCAGCAUAAUCGUCGCGAUCUCUGGAGUCUAUUAUCAUAUGGCGAAGCACGCACUACCGCAGCUGCCGUGGGCAUAUCUCUUCAUCACCUUUCUGAUCCUUGAACCUUCCAUACGAGCCCUCCGCAUCCUCUACUACAACUCUUCUUGGCGACAACGAACAUGGACCAAGAUAUUGGUGGAAGCCCUGCCAGGGGAAGCGACCCGUGUAACGUUCCACCUACCACGAUCCUGGAACGCAAAUCCAGGGUCUCACAUCCACAUCUACCUCCCACGCCUGGCGCUGUGGUCGUCCCACCCUUUCUCCGUGGCUUGGGCCAGCGACCCUGGCCAAAUGGCACUGGACUGGGGCACAGAAAAACGCCCUUUCUCAAUCGAGGACCUCGAAGUUAAAGAGGGACCUAGCACUGUAUCCUGCGUCAUCCGCGCCCGCACAGGCAUGACUCGCGCUCUUUACAACAGAGCCUCUCGGGUGAAGAACAAGGAUCUGCAGCUAUGGGGCGCCGUAGAAGGACCAUACGGCGGCUACCACUCUCUCGACUCCUACGGCACCGUCGUACUCUUCGCCGCUGGCGUGGGGAUCACGCACCAACUCUCCUACGUGCGGCAUCUCCUACUCGGCCAUAACAACCACACCGUUGCAGUUCGGAAAAUCCUGCUGGUCUGGUGCAUACCUGACACCUCCGUCCUUGCGUGGAUACAGCUCUGGCUCGACGAAAUCAUGGCGAUGCGGAAUUCACGCGAGGUCGUGAGGAUACGACUGUAUGUCAAGAAGAUGGUGGAUGGGGAGGCGCUGCCGAUGGGCCUGGAUGUUAGGAGGAGUAGAUGCGAACCACAGGGCGUUGUGGAUGAGGAGAUUGUGAGCAUGGUAGGGGCGAUGUGUGUUAGCGUUUGUGGGCCGGGAGCUUUUAGUGAUAGUGUGAGGGCAGCGGUGAGGAAGAGGGUGGGACUGAGGAGUGUGGAUUUCUUUGACGAGGCGUUCACGUACUAGACGGGAGGCGGGGUUUCAUGGUAGGCGACAAAGGUGGGUUUGCUUUCUUCCGACUUGUCGAUGGUUCCUUUACACUUGAUCCUGCGCUUUUGUGCUCAUAGGUCUGUUUCUGUAUAUCUCCUCUUUAUAUCCAAUCGCAUUUGGUACGAUUCUUGUCUGGUUUGCUAGCGUAGAAGGCGUAGAAGGCGUAGAAGAAGCUCGCAUAAUUGCACUCACAUCUCGAUCUUUGGUUCACAUCCCAGUCACUCCAGACCUCCUUUUUAUUCGAAUAUAUAGCGACGUCUGCCAUCGUCGAA
Molecule: messenger RNA, 2530 nt
Organism: Trematosphaeria pertusa
Lineage: Eukaryota; Fungi; Ascomycota; Dothideomycetes; Pleosporales; Trematosphaeriaceae
Product: ferric reductase
Exons: 1
Coding region: 390-2234 (614 amino acids)
Biological process (GO): copper ion import; iron ion transport; intracellular iron ion homeostasis
Cellular component (GO): plasma membrane
Molecular function (GO): ferric-chelate reductase activity
Source: RefSeq, a predicted model, not a curated record